Molecule: messenger RNA, 7183 nt
Organism: Gigantopelta aegis
Lineage: Eukaryota; Metazoa; Mollusca; Gastropoda; Neomphalida; Peltospiridae
Exons: 4
Coding region: 2-6670 (2222 amino acids)
Source: RefSeq, a predicted model, not a curated record
CAUGCCGCAGAAAGAGACACCAGUGGGGCGCGUCGAUGUCCUCGUCCAUGCAGCAGGGAGAGACACCAGUGGGGCGCGUCGAUGUCCUCGUCCAUGCAGCAGGGAGAGACACCAGUGGGGCGCGUCGAUGUCCUCGUCCAUGCAGCAGGGAGAGACACCAGUGGGGCGCGUCGAUGUCCUCGUCCAUGCAGCAGGGAGAGACACCAGUGGGGCGCGUCGAUGUCCUCGUCCAUGCAGCAGGGAGAGACACCAGUGGGGCGCGUCGAUGUCCUCGUCCAUGCCGCAGGGAGAGACACCAGUGGGGCGCGUCGAUGUCCUCGUGCAUGCAGCAGGGAGAGACACCAGUGGGGCGCGUCGAUGUCCUCGUGUAUGCAGCAGGGAGAGACACCAGUGGGGCGCGUCGAUGUCCUCGCCCAUGCAGCAGGAAGACACCAGUGGGGCGCGUCGAUGUCCUCGUGUAUGCAGCAGGGAGAGACACCAGUGGGGCGCGUCGAUGUCCUCGUCCAUGCAGCAGGAAGACACCAGUGGGGCGCGUCGAUGUCCUCGUGUAUGCAGCAGGGAGAGACACCAGUGGGGCGCGUCGAUGUCCUCGUGUAUGCAGCAGGGAGAGACACCAGUGGGGCGCGUCGACGUCCUCGUCCAUGCAGCAGGAAGAGACACCAGUGGGGCGCGUCGAUGUCCUCGUCCAUGCAGCAGGAAGACACCAGUGGGGCGCGUCGAAGUCCUCGUCCAUGCAGCAGGAAGAGACACCAGUGGGGCGCGUCGAUGUCCUCGUCCAUGCCGCAGGAAGAGACACCAGUGGGGCGCGUCGAUGUCCUCGUGCAUGCAGCAGGGAGAGACACCAGUGGGGCGCGUCGAUGUCCUCGUCCAUGCAGCAGGGAGAGACACCAGUGGGGCGCGUCGAUGUCCUCGUCCAUGCAGCAGGGAGAGACACCAGUGGGGCGCGUCGAUGUCCUCGUCCAUGCAGCAGGGAGAGACACCAGUGGGGCGCGUCGAUGUCCUCGUCCAUGCAACAGGGAGAGACACCAGUGGGGCGCGUCGAUGUCCUCGUCCAUGUAACAGGGAGAGACACCAGUGGGGCGCGUCGAUGUCCUCGUCCAUGCAGCAGGAAGACACAAGUGGGGCGCGUCGAUGUCCUCGUCCAUGCAGCAGGAAGAGACACCAGUGGGGCGCGUCGAUGUCCUCGUCCAUGCCGCAGGGAGAGACACCAGUGGGGCGCGUCGAUGUCCUCGUCCAUGCCGCAGGAAGAGACACCAGUGGGGCGCGUCGAUGUCCUCGUGUAUGCAGCAGGGAGAGACACCAGUGGGGCGCGUCGAUGUCCUCGUCCAUGCAGCAGGGAGAGACACCAGUGGGGCGCGUCGAUGUCCUCGUGCAUGCAGCAGGGAGAGACACCAGUGGGGCGCGUCGAUGUCCUCGUCCAGGCAGCAGGGAGAGACACCAGUGGGGCGCGUCGAUGUCCUCGUCCAUGCCGCAGGGAGAGACACCAGUGGGGCGCGUCGAUGUCCUCGUGUAUGCAGCAGGGAGAGACACCAGUGGGGCGCGUCGAUGUCCUCGUGUAUGCAGCAGGGAGAGACACCAGUGGGGCGCGUCGACGUCCUCGUCCAUGCAGCAGGAAGAGACACCAGUGGGGCGCGUCGAUGUCCUCGUCACUGCAGCAGGAAGACACCAGUGGGGCGCGUCGAUGUCCUCGUCCAUGCCGCAGGGAGAGACACCAGUGGGGCGCGUCGAUGUCCUCGUCCAUGCAGCAGGGAGAGACACCAGUGGGGCGCGUCGAUGUCCUCGUCCAUGCAACAGGGAGAGACACCAGUGGGGCGCGUCGAUGUCCUCGUCCAUGCAACAGGGAGAGACACCAGUGGGGCGAGUCGAUGUCCUCGUCCAUGCAACAGGGAGAGACACCAGUGGGGCGCGUCGAUGUCCUCGUCCAUGCAACAGGGAGAGACACCAGUGGGGCGCGUCGAUGUCCUCGUCCAUGCAGCAGGAAGACACAAGUGGGGCGCGUCGAUGUCCUCGUCCAUGCAGCAGGAAGAGACACCAGUGGGGCGCGUCGAUGUCCUCGUCCAUGCCGCAGGGAGAGACACCAGUGGGGCGCGUCGAUGUCCUCGUCCAUGCCGCAGGAAGAGACACCAGUGGGGCGCGUCGAUGUCCUCGUCCAUGCAGCAGGGAGAGACACCAGUGGGGCGCGUCGAUGUCCUCGUCCAUGCAGCAGGGAGAGACACCAGUGGGGCGCGUCGAUGUCCUCGUCCAUGCAGCAGGGAGAGACACCAGUGGGGCGCGUCGAUGUCCUCGUCCAUGCAGCAGGGAGAGACACCAGUGGGGCGCGUCGAUGUCCUCGUCCAUGCAGCAGGGAGAGACACCAGUGGGGCGCGUCGAUGUCCUCGUCCAUGCCGCAGGGAGAGACACCAGUGGGGCGCGUCGAUGUCCUCGUGCAUGCAGCAGGGAGAGACACCAGUGGGGCGCGUCGAUGUCCUCGUGUAUGCAGCAGGGAGAGACACCAGUGGGGCGCGUCGAUGUCCUCGCCCAUGCAGCAGGAAGACACCAGUGGGGCGCGUCGAUGUCCUCGUGUAUGCAGCAGGGAGAGACACCAGUGGGGCGCGUCGAUGUCCUCGUCCAUGCAGCAGGAAGACACCAGUGGGGCGCGUCGAUGUCCUCGUGUAUGCAGCAGGGAGAGACACCAGUGGGGCGCGUCGAUGUCCUCGUGUAUGCAGCAGGGAGAGACACCAGUGGGGCGCGUCGACGUCCUCGUCCAUGCAGCAGGAAGAGACACCAGUGGGGCGCGUCGAUGUCCUCGUCCAUGCAGCAGGAAGACACCAGUGGGGCGCGUCGAAGUCCUCGUCCAUGCAGCAGGAAGAGACACCAGUGGGGCGCGUCGAUGUCCUCGUCCAUGCCGCAGGAAGAGACACCAGUGGGGCGCGUCGAUGUCCUCGUGCAUGCAGCAGGGAGAGACACCAGUGGGGCGCGUCGAUGUCCUCGUCCAUGCAGCAGGGAGAGACACCAGUGGGGCGCGUCGACGUCCUCGUCCAUGCAGCAGGAAGAGACACCAGUGGGGCGCGUCGAUGUCCUCGUCACUGCAGCAGGAAGACACCAGUGGGGCGCGUCGAUGUCCUCGUCCAUGCCGCAGGGAGAGACACCAGUGGGGCGCGUCGAUGUCCUCGUCCAUACCGCAGGAAAAGACACCAGUGGGGCGCGUCGAUGUCCUCGUCCAUGCAGCAGGAAGACACCAGUGGGGCGCGUCGAUGUCCUCGUCCAUGCCGCAGGAAGAGACACCAGUGGGGCGCGUCGAUGUCCUCGUCCAUGCAGCAGGAAGAGACACAAGUGGGGCGCGUCGAUGUCCUCGUCCAUGCCGCAGGAAGAGACACCAGUGGGGCGCGUCGAUGUCCUCGUGCAUGCAGCAGGGAGAGACACCAGUGGGGCACGUCGAUGUCUUCGUCCAUGCAACAGGGAGAGACACCAGUGGGGCGCGUCGAUGUCGUCGUCCAUGCAACAGGGAGAGACACCAGUGGGGCGCGUCGAUGUCCUCGUCCAUGCAACAGGGAGAGACACCAGUGGGGCGCGUCGAUGUCCUCGUCCAUGCAACAGGGAGAGACACCAGUGGGGCGCGUCGAUGUCCUCGUCCAUGCAGCAGGAAGACACAAGUGGGGCGCGUCGAUGUCCUCGUCCAUGCAGCAGGAAGAGACACCAGUGGGGCGCGUCGAUGUCCUCGUCCAUGCCGCAGGGAGAGACACAAGUGGGGCGCGUCGAUGUCCUCGUCCAUGCAGCAGGAAGAGACACCAGUGGGGCGCGUCGAUGUCCUCGUCCAUGCCGCAGGGAGAGACACCAGUGGGGCGCGUCGAUGUCCUCGUCCAUGCCGCAGGAAGAGACACCAGUGGGGCGCGUCGAUGUCCUCGUGUAUGCAGCAGGGAGAGACACCAGUGGGGCGUGUCGAUGUCCUCGUCCAUGCAGCAGGGAGAGACACCAGUGGGGCGCGUCGAUGUCCUCGUGCAUGCAGCAGGGAGAGACACCAGUGGGGCGCGUCGAUGUCCUCGUCCAUGCAGCAGGGAGAGACACCAGUGGGGCGCGUCGAUGUCCUCGUGUAUGCAGCAGGAAGACACCAGUGGGGCGCGUCGAUGUACUCGUGUAUGCAGCAGGGAGAGACACCAGUGGGGCGCGUCGAUGUCCUCGUCCAUGCAGCAGGAAGACACCAGUGGGGCGCGUCGAUGUCCUCGUGUAUGCAGCAGGGAGAGACACCAGUGGGGCGCGUCGAUGUCCUCGUGUGUGCAGCAGGGAGAGACACCAGUGGGGCGCGUCGAUGUCCUCGUCCAUGCAGCAGGAAGACACCAGUGGGGCGCGUCGAUGUCGUCGUCCAUGCAACAGGGAGAGACACCAGUGGGGCGCGUCGAUGUCCUCGUCCAUGCAACAGGGAGAGACACCAGUGGGGCGCGUCGAUGUCCUCGUCCAUGCAACAGGGAGAGACACCAGUGGGGCGCGUCGAUGUCCUCGUCCAUGCAGCAGGAAGACACAAGUGGGGCGCGUCGAUGUCCUCGUCCAUGCAGCAGGAAGAGACACCAGUGGGGCGCGUCGAUGUCCUCGUCCAUGCCGCAGGGAGAGACACCAGUGGGGCGCGUCGAUGUCCUCGUCCAUGCCGCAGGAAGAGACACCAGUGGGGCGCGUCGAUGUCCUCGUGUAUGCAGCAGGGAGAGACACCAGUGGGGCGUGUCGAUGUCCUCGUCCAUGCAGCAGGGAGAGACACCAGUGGGGCGUGUCGAUGUCCUCGUCCAUGCAGCAGGGAGAGACACCAGUGGGGCGCGUCGAUGUCCUCGUGCAUGCAGCAGGGAGAGACACCAGUGGGGCGCGUCGAUGUCCUCGUCCAUGCAGCAGGGAGAGACACCAGUGGGGCGCGUCGAUGUCCUCGUGUAUGCAGCAGGAAGACACCAGUGGGGCGCGUCGAUGUACUCGUGUAUGCAGCAGGGAGAGACACCAGUGGGGCGCGUCGAUGUCCUCGUCCAUGCAGCAGGAAGACACCAGUGGGGCGCGUCGAUGUCCUCGUGUAUGCAGCAGGGAGAGACACCAGUGGGGCGCGUCGAUGUCCUCGUGUAUGCAGCAGGGAGAGACACCAGUGGGGCGCGUCGAUGUCCUCGUCCAUGCAGCAGGAAGACACCAGUGGGGCGCGUCGAUGUCCUCGUCCAUGCCGCAGGGAGAGACACCAGUGGGGCGCGUCGAUGUCCUCGUCCAUGCCGCAGGGAGAGACACCAGUGGGGCGCGUCGAUGUCCUCGUCCAUGCCGCAGGAAGAGACACCAGUGGGGCGCGUCGAUGUCCUCGUCCAUGCCGCAGGAAGAGACACCAGUGGGGCGCGUCGAUGUCCUCGUCCAUGCAGCAGGGAGAGACACCAGUGGGGCGCGUCGAUGUCCUCGUCCAUGCAGCAGGGAGAGACACCAGUGGGGCUCGUCGAUGUCCUCGUCCAUGCAGCAGGGAGAGACACCGGUGGGGCGCGUCGAUGUCCUCGUCCAUGCAACAGGGAGAGACACCGGUGGGGCGCGUCGAUAUCCUCGUGCAUGCAGCAGGGAGAGACACCGGUGGGGCGCGUCGAUGUCCUCGUGCAUGCAGCAGGGAGAGACACCGGUGGGGCGCGUCGAUGUCCUCGUCCAUGCCGCAGGAAGAGACACCAGUGGGGCGCGUCGAUGUCCUCGUCCAUGCAGCAGGGAGAGACACCAGUGGGGCGCGUCGAUGUCCUCGUCCAUGCAGCAGGGAGAGACACCAGUGGGGCUCGUCGAUGUCCUCGUCCAUGCAGCAGGGAGAGACACCGGUGGGGCGCGUCGAUGUCCUCGUCCAUGCAACAGGGAGAGACACCGGUGGGGCGCGUCGAUAUCCUCGUGCAUGCAGCAGGGAGAGACACCGGUGGGGCGCGUCGAUGUCCUCGUGCAUGCAGCAGGGAGAGACACCGGUGGGGCGCGUCGAUGUCCUCGUCCAUGCAGCAGGAAGACACCAGUGGGGCGCGUCGAUGUCCUCGUGUAUGCAGCAGGGAGAGACACCAGUGGGGCGCGACGAUGUCCUCGUCCAUGCAGCAGGGAGAGACACCAGUGGGGCGCGUCGAUGUCCUCGUCCAUGCAGCAGGGAGAGACACCAGUGGGGCGCGUCGAUGUCCUCGUGCAUGCAGCAGGGAGAGACACCAGUGGGGCGCGUCGAUGUCCUCGUGCAUGCAGCAGGGAGAGACACCAGUGGGGCGCGUCGAUGUCCUCGUCCAUGCAGCAGAUUCCCGACAGUCACUGGUCAAGGUGGCUUCAAACUGGCUCAUGCAAGACAGUAUGCACUUGGCGAGUGACUACAGGGUCCGAAGUCAAGACAGUAUGCACUUGGCGAGUGACUACAGGGUCAGAAGUCAAGACAGUAUGCACUUGGCGAGUGACUACAGGGUCAGAAGUCAAGACAGUAUGCACUUGGCGAGUGACUACAGGGUCAGAAGUCAAGACAGUAUGCACUUGGCGAGUGACUACAGGGUCAGAAGACAAGCCCUGCGGGAGAGGUCCACGCAGCAGCAUUUGGAGGGCCGAGCCAGGUUCAGCAGUGUGGAACACCUUGCUCAGUACAGCAGUCCUUCUGAGCAGUACCUCCCCAGCGUGGAAGCACAAGUACCAAGACCCUAUCGUCAACCCCGAGCAUGUUGUGGGCACGCUCACCAGACCCGCCCACCCGUAGCUCAUGGCGGCCAAAACCUGGCACCAUGACUGAGCCUUAUUGAAGGAACAUUCCUGAGUUUGCUGCAAUCCGUCCCCGAUGACACGACCACAUCACUGACGUGACCGCACCUGUGCCGCGUUCAGCCAGACCGAGUUACAGGACAGUGUCAGAUGUUUUCAUUGCACCCGUCCCCGAUGACACGACCACAUCACUGACGUGACCGCACCUGUGCCGCGUUCAGCCAGACCGAGCAGAAACACGUUCGCUAGACUGGUUUGUGCACUUCACGAUAAACUGAAUGGCCACGUCGGGAAACCAAUCAAAUAGUUGGCGAACGUUAGCGAAAUGUUUGCUGACUGAACUUGGGGUUGAUCUGGCAGAUUGGCGGACUAAUCGAGCCUAUUAGAGAUGAACUAUUCCAGUUACUUUUUCAUAAUCAUCCAUUCCAGCUUGCAAUGGGAUCCAUUGUUUCCAUAGCCAUAGUGGUAUUAAAUAAAAGCUUCCUUGUAAGUACAGUUCACCGCACGAACA